Adineta ricciae is the source of this 1323-nucleotide messenger RNA. NCBI's taxonomy places the organism in Eukaryota, Metazoa, Rotifera, Eurotatoria, Adinetida, Adinetidae. The record is from the annotation of a GenBank genome assembly.
AUGUCAACGGAAAAUUUGUACGAUGUUGUUAUUAUUGGUUGUGGACCAGCUGGUAUCGCUGCUGCAUUAGAAUUUCAAAAGUGUCAGUCUGUUCCACGUUUUAUAAUUGUUGAAGCUCGUGAUCGUGUCGGUGGUCGCACGUACACCGAUACAACUACAUUUGUUGCUAAUCAACCUAUUGAUUUAGGUGCACGAUGGAUUCAUCAUUACCGUCCAGAAAAUCCUCUUUUUGCUCAUCAUUCUCCUUCGGAUCAAGAUAAAUUAGAUUACACUUUCUUUCGUGGCGACAAAACUGCUUUCCUUGAUGAGGACGGCACAGUUAUGUCCGAAGCAGUACUUACCGAAGCAGAAAAAAUUGCUGGAAAUUUAUGCGCACUAAUCAAACAGUACCCGUCGGAUAAAGAAGAUAUUUCGAUAUGGAAUUGUAUUGAAAAUGAAUACAAAAAGAUUUCCGACGAACAACUGUGUCGUGUUGUUGAUAUGAAUCUGGCCUACAUCGAACUUUAUGAAGCUUCAAAUCUCGAUCGACUCUCUACAAAAAUGUAUCUAAAAACCGACAAUGAUAUCGAAACUUGUAACCUGACAUUGCCAACUGGAUUAGGCACUUUUAUCAAGCAGAUUGCUGAACGAAAUCAUCUUCCUGUGCAAUUAAAUACUAUUGUUACAGAUAUUCAAAUUCCCAGUAAUGCCGAUGAUCUAAUACGAAUAACUACACAGGAUCACCGUCAAUACUUUAGUAAACAUGUAUUAAUUACAGUUCCGCUUGGUUGUUUGAAAGCACAAUCAAUACGAUUUACUCCAUCUUUACCGGAAUGGAAACAAAACGCUAUUGAUCAAAUGGGUGUAGGUUUAUUAGAUAAAAUUUUCCUUCAGUUUCCCACAACGUUUUGGGAUGAAAAAUUAGAAACAAUCAGUACUGCUUCUAAUCGUUUUCGAUUCUUUUUAUGUCAUCCACAAGAUCAUAUCUUGGCUCUAUUUGUUGUCGGUAAACUAGCGCACGAAUUAGAACAGCAAACAGAUACGCAAACUAUUAAACAAAUUAUGGAAUAUAUCCAAAGAAUCUUUCCAGAUGCACCACAACCAAUUAAAUGGGUAAUAACUCGGUGGGGAUGCGAUCCAUUUGCUUUCGGGUCAUAUUCAAAUCUCCCAAUUGGUGCAACGACUGGAACAGUCGAAGCAUUGUCGAGAGAGUGUUUCGAUGGACGAAUACAUUGGGCAGGUGAAUAUACAAAUUACGGGGGAACACUCGGAUGUGUGGAUAGCGCUUUUGAAAGUGGCCAUCGGACAGCUAAACAGAUUUAUGAUCAUCUAUUUUCGAAAUAA